AUGGAUUGCUCCUCCACCCUCCACUCAUCAAACUCUGAUUUCUCCACAGAAUCAUCACUUGGGUCUCCGAAUCACUACCUCCCAUUCAACGAAAACGACCCGGAAGAGAUGCUCCUAUAUGGCAUGAUCGCAUCACAGCAGCAACAACAACAACAAGAAGGAGUUUAUAACACAUGCAGGGUGAUCAAGGAAGAGGAGGUGAAUUCGGAGGAGAAGAUGAAAAACACUAAGAAGAAGAAGAGCUACCGAGGCGUCCGGCGGAGGCCGUGGGGGAAGUUCGCGGCGGAGAUAAGGGACUCCACGAGGCACGGCAUGAGGGUGUGGCUUGGGACAUUUGAUAGCGCUGAAGCCGCAGCGUUAGCUUAUGAUCAAGCCGCGUUUUCCAUGAGGGGCUCUAAUGCAAUUCUCAACUUCCCUGUGGAGAAGGUGAAGGAGUCACUUAGGGACAUGAAUUGUUGUCUUGAGGGGUGUUCCCCUGUGGUGGCCUUGAAGAGAAGACACUCUUUGGGACGCAAAGUGGCUGCUAAAAAGAAGAAAGAGGACUAUGAUGUUAGGUUCGACAAUGUGGUUGUGUUGGAAGACUUGGGUAAAGAGUAUUUGGAACAAUUGUUGAUGUGCUCUGAUGAUACUACUAGUAGUUGUUGGUGA
Abrus precatorius (Indian licorice) is the source of this 648-nucleotide messenger RNA. Its product is annotated as ethylene-responsive transcription factor 1B-like. Lineage: Eukaryota; Viridiplantae; Streptophyta; Magnoliopsida; Fabales; Fabaceae. The record is from RefSeq and is a predicted model, not a curated record. The coding region runs from base 1 to 648 and encodes 215 amino acids. The transcript has a single exon. Gene Ontology annotation, molecular function: DNA binding; DNA-binding transcription factor activity. Gene Ontology annotation, biological process: regulation of DNA-templated transcription; ethylene-activated signaling pathway.